Messenger RNA from Bufo gargarizans (Asiatic toad), 2632 nucleotides. Its product is annotated as myosin-11-like. The transcript is spliced from 10 exons. Lineage: Eukaryota; Metazoa; Chordata; Amphibia; Anura; Bufonidae. The record is from RefSeq and is a predicted model, not a curated record. Bases 235 to 1494 code for a protein of 419 amino acids.
CCUGCUCACACCGGAAGCCUGAAGGACGCUGCACCGAGAGGAAGGCUCCGUGUACCGGUAGUGUGCUGACCCACUGCACGCCUCCCUAAAAUGUCACUGCCGUUCUAUAGUACUUAAUGACGUGACGUUUGUUAGCUGAGCUACAGUGUCCUGCAGAGCAGCAGUCCGCCACCAGAGGGCAGUCGCGCUACACGAAACAACCAGUGUAUCCACUAUUACUAUAUUUUUAGAGCUAUGGAAGCAGAAUAUAUCAAGAACCUGCAACAGCAGAUAUACUUCCUGGAACUUGAGGCUAACUUCCUUCGUGAGCAGACUAAAAAGGCUGCAGAUCUUCAGCCCCAGCUCACCCUGGAAGCAGAUCAUCUGCUCAGGAAGCUUCUGGAUCUCCGUUCAGAAUGUGAGGGUCUCAAACUGGAAGUGAAGCGCAAAGAUGCCCAUAUGCUUAUGUUACAGCGAGAUCAAGAAUCUUUCAGAGGACAGAUCAGAGAAGCUGAAGAUUCCCAUUCCAAAGAAAAGCAGCAUUUGAUUGAGGAUGUAGUUCAGCUGAAGAAAGGGAAGGAGCUCACUGACCGACGGAUCUCUCAGAAGGAGAUGGAGAUACUUCUCAACAAGCAGGAGUUAGAACGUGAGAUGGUCAUUGUAUCCAACAGUGGCCAGAGGAUAACUGCACUUCAGACACAGCUGAAGCAAAGAAUGGAGCAACAAAAAGAGAUGGAAAAUCAACUGUCACAGAAGAGAAUGGAGCUGCUGAAAGUGACUUCAGCCAGGCAUGAAAUGGAGGAAAAGCUGAUCAAACACACAGCGGUGACUCAGAAUCAGCUUACACCUGACUUAAGGAAUGAAAUAAGUUUCCUCCAUCAACAAAUUCGGGAGAAAGAUCUGCUGUCUGAACAGGAGCGAGUCCUGAGGCAGAAAAUGAUGAGCGACUGUGCAGAGCUGACCAAUGAGAACAAUGCAUUGCAAACCCAACUACUGGAACUUACCAAACAGCUGGAAAUACAGAAAGCACUUAAAGAAGACAACUAUACCCACAGCUCUACUAACGUUGCUCAACUUCUACAUGUCAAGGACAAAGAAGAGCAACUUAUCAAGCAGGUACAACUGCAGCAAGUUCUUCUCAAGAAGGAGAAGGAGCAUUUCAAGGAUUUGAUGGGACAGAUUGACCUGGUGCUUAGUGGGAAUGAUUUACAAGAUUUGAGAACCAAUACAUUAAGCAGCCAGAUUGCAGAGAUACAAGCCAUGUUAGUCAAGGAGGAGCAAAUAAACACAGAAUUUAGGAGAGAUAAGACACUGCUAGUUGACCACAUAUCUUCUUUGCAAACCCAGAUCACUAAAAAGGAGGCUGAGCUGCUGCAUGUUUCUUUACAAAUAGAAGACUUGGACACGCGCCUCUCAACUUUUCAGUCUGAGCAUUCGAUGCAGCGGUCUCUGCAGUCGGUCAAAUGGAAGGAGAUCUCAGACCUGGCGAGGUCCAUGAAGACACUCUCCAAAUGACUGCCUGACCCACACCUUGAGAAGCAUUAAUGUGCCUGGUGUUACACUUCUAUUUACAUGGCUAAUUAAUAAUUAAUUUUAUAAUUUUUUAUAAUUUCUUAAAUCAAGGAUAAAAAUGAAUGACUUACAGAGUAGAGUCUUUGUGUUCUCCGUAUCAUUGCACCAGUAUGGUUUCUACAUUGUAGCAGCUAGUGGCUACCAUGAUGGCAGAGGUCUCUAACCACAAACCCAUCUCUGCACAUAACAUGUGACAACUAAGCAGAAAAUAAGUGAAAGUGAUGCACACUGUCAGAAAAUGUAUUAUGUCAAUGAGCUAAACUGAAAAAGUAAUAUAUACAUUUCCUUUCUAUAAAUUGCAACCCGAUGUCUGGUAUUCUAUAUGGAUGUCAGUGGUAGAACCUUACAAUAUGUGAUGAUUAGAGCCUAUCUUUCAGUAUGCUGUAAGAGCCAUUGAAAAGACAAGUGAAUCUACUGUAAAAUAUAUGUUAUGCUUUUUCUUGUAAUUGACUUGACUCAUACAUAUAAUAAGUACUGCUUAUUUCUGCAGAACAAGUAAACCAGUCGCUUGACACUUCAGGGUUUAUCUGUUUCAAUUAAAAGGAAAUAUAUUGUAGAUCCAUCAUGGAUGAGCAAAAACACUUCCGUCACGAUAAUACAACCGCUUGCAUUCGUUAUGAACACAUCCAGUUGUAUUAUCUUUAAAAUAGCCAUGACAGACCCGUCAUGAACACUAUUGAAAUUUAAUGAGGGACGGAUCCGUUCUCUGUUGUGUCUGAGAAAACGGAUCCAUCUCCAUUGACUGACAUUGUAAGUCAUGACAGAUCCGUCUUGUUCCGUGUGACAUCGCUGCUUGAAGCGUUAUUCUGUCCGUGACGGGGACGCAAACAAACGGAACGGAAUGCAUUCUGUAGCACUCCAUUUUGUUCAGUUCAGUUUUGUCCCCAUUGACAAUGAAUGUGGAAAAAACUGAAGCGUUUUCCCCCGCUAUUGAAAUUCUGUGACGGAUCUCAAUAGUGGAAAGGGAAAGUGCAGAUGUGAAAGUAGCCUUAUUGUGUCAUGCGCUAUUAUAUGAUUGUUAGAAUAUGAGAAGUCAAUGAAUGAUAUGUCAUUUCCUAUAACACAUCAAAAUAAAAAUUAA